GCAGCAGAAGAAGAUGACGAGAGCAACCCUUCCUCUGAACAUCUGAAUAUCUGGACUAAUAAUAAUCAAUAAUCGAUCAGACGGACCUCCGUGUCCUCGUUAAAGAUGUUGGUUCUCCAGCAGCUUCCGGCCGAGCUGUGGCUUCAGGUGUUCGGCUUCCUGUCCUGGAGCGACAAGUUGAACUUGCGCUGCACCUGCGUUCACUUCAGGCAUUUGGUGGAUAAGUCCCGCCCCCUUUGGCACGGGUUCAGCGUGGCCCUGCGGAACUUCUCCCGUUACAACCGGCCCUUCUGGCGGAGCCUGGCUCAGAGGCGCGUGGACAUCAUUUCGGUGCGUUCAGGUAAGAGGAAACACCUGAAGCAGCUCGCCACCUGGCUUCCUGCUCUCGGGGCGCUGCGAUUGGAUGACUGGAGGGAAGUGGGCGUCGAUGAGCUGAAGCUGUUCCAAUGGAUGCAGCGUCUGUCUGUCACUUCCUGUUCCUCGCCGCUGAAGAACAUUGACUUCCUGUUUUCCCUGAGUCAGCGGUUGUUGGAGCUCAGACUGUGUAACGUGAAGCUCACCUGUCCCGCAUCUCACCUGUUGGCCGCACUCAGUCAGCUGACUCAUCUCACCUCUCUGCAGCUGCACCAUGAUGGCAGUCUGAGAGUCCCGACGCUGAGCGGUGUCCUGACUCACCUGACUGAGUUGAAACACCUGUCCUGGACCAUGAUUACCUACAGAACACUGUCACGUGACUUCUUCAGCCCCGCCCACCUCACAGGUGGUGGCGCUCUGCAGCUGUCUGACCUUCAGUUGUUGAACUACGACGCCGUGGUGACACAGGAAGUUCUGCAGCCUUUGUCCCGCCUCCUCAGCCUGUCAAUCUUCCACCUGUACUCCGUACCUGGUCCCAUUUGUCACCUGCAAACAUGGCUGACGUCACUGCCGCAGCUCCGCAGCCUCAGUGUGCACGGAGGCCAUCCUCUGGCGGUGUACGCCGAAUUCCUGCCAUCCUCCCUCCUCAGUCUGACUCUCUGUGUGGACCUGCAGCCUGAAGACCUGCAGGUGGUUUCGCACAGAGCUCCUCACCUGGAACACCUGCACCUGGAACCCUGGAGCUCCUCUUCCGGCCUAGUUAGACUCCUCCCACAGCUGUUCCCUCACCUGAGGACACUCCGGAUCAGACAUCAUCACCUGUCGGACAGUGACUUCAUGAAUCUGCAGCAGCUUCAGCAUCUCGUCACUCUGGAGGUUCUGGAUUCAUUCUACAAACCAGACCCAACGGACCCGAGCCGGGUCGUCUACCAGCCGAGUCCUCGUCUGCUGCAGCUGAUCUCUGACCUGCAGAAACUGACCAAUCACAGAGUACGAGUCAUUACUAGCUCACACAGAGACCCGCUCUCCUGCCACUGUGUCUGACCAAUCAGAGAAGACUGUGACAUCACCUGUGGGGGCGGGGUCAGUUCUCAGUUGAGCCGUUUGACUACAAAUCCAAAUCAUUUAUUUAACAUGUUUGUUGGUGGGAAAUUACUAAACGUUUAAAUGUUAUUGACACAAAAUGUGCCUUUUCUGGAUAACCUGUCAUUGUCAUCACCGCUGCAUUAAGGGUAAAGUGGCCCAACGUUACCAAAUGAAUGAACUAGAAAAUGCAGUGGAAAGCUGAAAAAAAAUGUCUUAAAAAUGUUGAACCACACCGAUGAAAACCUAGAAGUUUAAAUGUAUAACUGGCAGAAUGAGUUAAAUCGUUUUAUCUAAAGAAGCUAAAUUACAAUGCAGGAAAAUCUGGAAGAUAAACAAUGUUGCUGUCAAAGUUAUAGUACCAAAAGUACAACUAUUGGUAGUAUUAUUAAUAUAAAUUUAAUAGCAGUGGUUGUAGUAAUGGUUGAAAUAGUAGUAGUAGCAGUGAAAGUAGUAUUAAUAAUAGUUGUAUUGGUAGUAAUAGCAGUAGGAGUAGUAUUGGUGGUAGCAGUAUCGUAAUGGCAUUUGUUGUAGUGGUAUUAGUAAUAGUUUUAUUACUAGUAAUAGUAAUUGCAGUAGUAGUAAUAUUUGUUGUAGUAGUACUAGCAUUAGUGGUAAUAGUAGCAACAGAAGUUGUAGCAGGAAUACUGGUAAUAUUAGCAGCAGUAGUUGUCGCAUUAAGAAUUUAAACAAAAAAAGCCCAAUUCUGAGGUUCUUGUUAAUCAAUGGGGCUUUUAUUUUGAAAGGGUGGGAGUGGGUGAGGAGACUAUCAGAAUCAAAAUCUCUAAAACCUCAGUGACUGUGUGAGAGACAAGAAGUAAUACUAUCGUCAUCUGUGUAGAUCAAUCUGCACUAAUUAGCUCAUAAUCACCUGUGUGCCUGCCUGCAUCAAAGGUUUCCAUAGCGAUGUAACUUCAAAGAGAAACCGGUCCACCGGCUUCACAUAAAGCUGAGGAGAACCUACAUACUGAGCUCCUGUUGGACAUAAAGCUGAGGAGAACCUCCAUACCGAGCUCCUGUUGGACAUAAAGCCGAGGAGAACCUCCAUACCGAGCUCCUGUUGGACAUAAAGCCGAGGAGAACCUCCAUACCGAGCUCCUAUUGGACAUAAAGCCGAGUUAUUCCUAGACGUGUACUAGUUUGAGAUAAAAUGAUAAGGACCUUUUCUCUGUACAGAACAUGAAUGUAGUUGUCCUUUAUGCCGAUGACACCUCGUCAUCUACAGGAAUGAACUGCUAGUUUACUGCCACACCGAUAAGUUGCAGUUAAUAUCACAGAACAGCCACUUUAUUUUAAUACUAUAGAAUUGUGCUUAGUGACCAUUGACGUGUCAAUGGUCAUCAGUUCAUCCAUAAAAGACAGUUUAUUUGACCCAAACGGAUUUAUGCUCUAUAACGAUCUAACUAAAACUAUAUCUGAAUACAACUGAACACAAAUAUAGAAAACAGACUUUUAUUUUGAAAUUACAAACAGACUCUGUUGAGGUAUUUACAACUGAAAGAACAAAAAAUAAUAAAAUGUAUACAAAAACAAAAAAGUCCUUUUCUUUGCGUGUCCAUUAUUGUAAAACUCAUGAGGGAUUUGCGUUCAGGCAGGUGUGAA
This is a messenger RNA of Anarrhichthys ocellatus (wolf-eel), 3039 nucleotides long. RefSeq lists its product as uncharacterized. Gene Ontology annotation, molecular function: protein binding. Bases 106 to 1398 code for a protein of 430 amino acids. The transcript is spliced from 4 exons. Lineage: Eukaryota; Metazoa; Chordata; Actinopteri; Perciformes; Anarhichadidae. The record is from RefSeq and is a predicted model, not a curated record.